Lactuca saligna is the source of this 441-nucleotide messenger RNA. The record is from the annotation of a GenBank genome assembly. Lineage: Eukaryota; Viridiplantae; Streptophyta; Magnoliopsida; Asterales; Asteraceae.
AUGGUUGAUUGGUCGGUCAUAUAUUCGUAUUGCGGCCUAGUUUUCAUCUCCUCCGUUACCUUGUUAUUUUGUGUUUAUCUUAUCAAGUACUGCUAUCAACGUUGGCGUGAUCUCGUAGAAGAUGAAGAUAUUGAAAGCGGAACAAUACGACCAUCCCAACUGCCAAUAAACACCUUUGUCAUCAACCAUCUUGUGGUGGCGUUACAACAGACAAACCUUGCUGAACUUAAUAGCGAUCUUGGUGAAAUUCUGCAGGAGCAAAUAUACACUAGUAGUACAUGCAAGAACGAUGACUGCGUGAUAUGUCUUGAGGAGUUCAAGAAGAAAGAGAAAAUCCGAGUUCUGGUGUCCUGCCAACAUCCGUUCCACGGACACUGCAUCAUCACGUGGUUGUUCGUUAAGCGAAGUUGCCCUAUAUGUAGAAAACCCAUCAGAUCUUGA